AUGUUUAUGGUUCGCGUUAAUGCUCAUUUUAUGUUUGAAUCGUUUUAUUACUUGAUUGAUACUUGUUUGGGUUUGUUUACAAUUUAUAUGAAAAAAGUGGACCAAUCGGGAUUCGAACCCGAGACCUUUUGCGUGCAAAGCAAACGUGAUACCCCUACACCAUCGGCCCUUGAAGCUCUUCUCUAA
Molecule: messenger RNA, 186 nt
Organism: Theileria orientalis strain Shintoku
Lineage: Eukaryota; Apicomplexa; Aconoidasida; Piroplasmida; Theileriidae
Exons: 2
Coding region: 1-186 (61 amino acids)
Source: RefSeq, a predicted model, not a curated record